AGAUCCGCCCUUACAAUACAAACCCUAAAACACAAAAUGCACCUAUAAAUAUAAUCUAGGGUUUUGUUUCUUCAAAUCUCUCUAGUUUUCCACAGCCACCACUGCACAGAGAGAGAGAGGUGAGUGAAAAUGCCGGCCGGUCAUGGUCUUCGCUCCCGAACUCGUGAUUUGUUCUCAAGGCCUUUCAGGAAGAAGGGUUACAUCCCAUUGACCACUUAUCUUAGGACCUACAAGAUCGGUGAAUAUGUGGAUAUCAAGGUUAACGGCGCCGUCCACAAGGGUAUGCCUCACAAGUUCUACCAUGGCCGUACCGGUCGUGUAUGGAACGUUACCAAACGCGCCGUCGGCGUAGAGGUUAACAAGCAGGUUGGUAACAGGAUUAUCAAGAAGAGGAUCCAUGUUAGAAUUGAGCAUUUGCAACCUUCGAGGUGUACCGAGGAAUUCCGCCUAAGGAAAAAGAAGAACGAUGAGCUGAAGGCAGAGGCAAAGGCUAAAGGUGAGGUCAUUAGCACAAAGAGGCAGCCAGAAGGACCAAAACCCGGAUUCAAGGUCGAGGGAGCAACAUUGGAAACUGUUACACCCAUUCCAUAUGAUGUUGUUAAUGAUCUCAAGGGUGGUUAUUAGAGCUACAAGUUUUAGGUUUUGUUCAUGCUGUUUGGUUUGUGAUGCAAACUUUUUUGUUGACUGGAUUAGCUUAUUCAUAUGUCUUUUUAAGUACUUGAAGUAUUGAAGAGGUUUUUUUGAUAUAAUGAACUAUGCUUUAUUUCACUUCCUCUUCAGAUAUAUUUAAUGUUCAUCAAAAUAUAUUUCCUAUUAAUUAUCAAUUUUUUGCA
Molecule: messenger RNA, 833 nt
Organism: Jatropha curcas
Lineage: Eukaryota; Viridiplantae; Streptophyta; Magnoliopsida; Malpighiales; Euphorbiaceae
Product: large ribosomal subunit protein eL21z/eL21y
Biological process (GO): translation
Cellular component (GO): ribosome
Molecular function (GO): structural constituent of ribosome
Source: RefSeq, a predicted model, not a curated record